This is a messenger RNA of Lineus longissimus, 4054 nucleotides long. Its product is annotated as protein neuralized-like. The transcript is spliced from 5 exons. Lineage: Eukaryota; Metazoa; Nemertea; Pilidiophora; Heteronemertea; Lineidae. Bases 200 to 1804 code for a protein of 534 amino acids. Gene Ontology annotation, molecular function: ubiquitin protein ligase activity. The record is from RefSeq and is a predicted model, not a curated record.
GUCAGGAGCAAAACAACAAAAUUUAGAAAAAGUCGAUUUAAAACUACCUCAAUUGACCAAUUUCAUUAACCAUUGUGUAUACAAUUGAGAAAUGAAAGUCCAUUGAUUCUUCAUUUUGGGCCUGGGUCAUUCGGAGUCAAUAGAUGUUUAAUUAAUGAGUAUGUGAUGAUCAACCUGGUCCUGGUCGAACGAGAGGAAAAUGGGGAACAGUCAACCAGGCAGAGGCGAGGUGGGAGGGAAUACCUUUUCCAACUGGCCGAUGCGUUUCCACAAUGUCCACAGCAACAACAUCGGCCUCGCGGUGGACAAGAAGCGCGCUCGACGUAUCGAAAGCUUCUGUAAAGGAAUCUGUUUUGGGAGUAGACCAGUCGGUCUCAUGGAGAAAGUUUACAUCAAGUUUGCAGAGACGUCCACAAGUUGGAGCGGUGUUUUGAGAUUUGGGUAUUCAGCUCACGACCCUGCCACGAUAAAUGGCAGCACCUUGCCCCGCUACGCUUGUCCAGACCUAACAAAUAAACCUGGUUAUUGGGCAAAGGCGCUUGGAGAACGAUAUGCUGAAGUGGGAAAUGUAGUGUACUUUUAUCGGCUGAGGAAUGGCGAUGUGAUGUUUGGUGUUAAUGAUGAAGAAAAGGGAUUGUUUUUGACUUGUGUCAAUCCCAAUUUACCUCUGUGGCCUUUAGUUGAUGUUUAUGGAAACACUGUCGCGAUGGAAUUUGUUGAUGGUCGGCAGUUCAACAACGUCACAGCCUCGUUAUCAUCUUCAGUAACGCCACCUGUCUCUCCACCAGCAAACGCUAAUGAAGAACUUAAUCGAGCAUCUCUUAAUGGACAACAAUUCGAAUCGGCAAACACAAACCUCCCGAUACGCUACCAUAGGACAUGCCAGUUUGCGCCUUUACCUUUCCAUGUUUUGCAUGGACGAAAUAUUAUUCUAACAGGCGAUGGAACCAUCGCCGCUCGGACUACGGAAGAAUAUUGUAAUGCGUAUGUGUUUACGCCUCGACCAAUGAAAAUCGGCGAGAAACUUGUGAUACAGGUGUUGGGGAUCGAUCGCUCCUUCUACGGCGGGAUGACCUUUGGUAUGACGUCAAGUGACCCAAGUGGUCUUCAUCAAACAGAUUUGCCCGAUGAUGCAGACUUGUUGCUUGAUCGACCAGAGUAUUGGGUAGUCAACAAGGACAUUUGUAAUAUACCAGAACUUGGAGAUGAAAUAAGUAUUUAUUUAAGUGAAGAAGGUGAAGUGCAUUAUGGACGUAAUGGCAACCAUGUAGCUGUCUUACUUCACAUCGACAAGACAAUACCGAUGUGGGCUUUCUUUGACGUUUAUGGCAAUACACAGAAAAUCAAGAUGUUAGGUGUGUUUGAAGAGAGAGACAAUAACGCCUUGAAUGAUGUGACGUCUGCCAUGCAUGGCCUCACAGUGGCUCUGCCGCAUUCUAAUAGCCCCGGGUCAAAUCGAGGUGGUAACCCACCCAACCCGCCACCCCGACCAAACCUACGCCACUCCAGUCUCCUGCCGCAAAAUGUCGCGAAACCAAUUCUGGAGAAAGCCCAAGGUGGAGCCAGUGGUACCAGUAACAUGUCACGUCAACCAAUGUCGAUGCCCGGGAUGAAGAGACCCCAGGAUCUCGAUGAAAUGAACGAGUGCUCAAUCUGUUUUGAACAGCCUGUUGAUUCCGUCUUGUAUACGUGUGGGCACAUGUGCACAUGUUAUGACUGUGCUCUCAUCGUCAAGGAGAAAGGACAGCUCUGCCCGAUAUGUCGCAAGGAAAUCAAAGAUGUGAUAAAGAUUUAUAGGUCUUGAUUUUGUAAUGAACUGCCAAAAUUAGAGAUUUUGUUUCCAUUCUGAAUUCAUUGAGCACAGGGAUACUGGACAAUACAAUGUGAGAUUGGUGGAUAUUAUCAUAUAUCAUCCUGUGUUAAACCUUUAAGCAUUGAAAUACAAGUUGGGUGUCUUCGCACUUAAAAUUGAACAGCUUUGACCUGUUGAAUUUAGUGGGCUAGCAUUUAUACAUGGUUACACUAGUUAGUUGUGCUUGAAGCUCCCCUGAAUCAUUUCUUGGAUGAAAGGGCAUAAGAACAUUACCCUUCAGUUCUUGUUUUUGCCUUGAACUUUUUUGUUGUGUAAUUUAAAUUCUCACUUCUGUCUUUUAAAGAUGAUUAUUUUAUGUUAAUUUAUAGCAAAGUGUGCUGAAUUUCCUAUUUUACGCAGUUGUAUUUUUUUCUUCGAGUUCGCAUGGCAGCAUUUCUUGUAGCAAGAAAUAGCUGACUGGUAUUUUGCUCAAGUAGUUUCAUAAUGGUUUCAUUGAAGGGUUAUUGUUUAAAACUGGGGAAAGAAGAAAAAAGAAUGAUGAAAAACUAUUAGCAGUGCGAGUAAUUGUUGCCUCCCAAGAAAAAGAGUCAAAAUUGUCAAAUUUUUCUCUCAGGUAUAUUUUUCUGUUGUGUUGAAUUUCAUGUGUACCAAGUGACAUGUCGAUAUUUCACCAUACUGGUCCAUGCAUAAGGGGGUCAAGAAAAAUUAUGAAAUAUGGGUGAAUUGAAUCUAAUUGACAUCAUAUUGAGUGGUAAAUUAAUAGUGGCAAGCAUUUAUUCAUCUACUUGGGCACAUAAUCACAUUAUAGAUGUAGUUGAGUUGGUUAUAACUUUGUUUGAGAGUUUCAUUUCAAAGUGUAAUUAUUCUGAGAAACAUUAUUGUGAUGAUACCGUUAUAACCAAACUGUAGUGUAACAUUGUCACCCGAUAUCAGCGCACAAGACCACAGUACGAUCACAAUGUAUGCAUGUACAGUGGAACAUCCCAUAGCGAACACCUCUCUAUCAAGGACACUAGUUUUGGUCCUAAGUUGAUUAUCAACAUUCAAUUCGACCUCUCUAAUCAGGACACUUCUCUCUUCAGUAUAGUCCUGAGGGUGUCUUUAAUAGAGAGGUUCUACUGUAUCAUAGUUGCAUAUAUAUUUCACCAUGAUACAUUGUAUUAUAUUCCGUGGACAAUGUGUAAAUGUACCCAUGGUAAUUGAGAUGCCUUCCUUGCUGGUUAUAACUUAUUGACCAUAGUUAUUACUUCUCUGACAUAGAAAAGUUGAUUAAUUGCUCCGAUACUCCCAAGUCUGACUUGACCUGCUGGCCAACACUGACCCAAAUGGUCAGGCCAUUUUCUGCCCCCCUCCCCUCGUCACAAGGCUUCGCCACAACAGCUGGGGAUGAAGCAAAUACGAGCUUUUGUUUUGGUUGAAACCUUUUUUAUCAUGUGGAUAUAAAUCCAAUGGUAAGCCGGCUUGGGAAAACACAGCAUUUCUGUUAUCUUGUUCCAAUCAUAAACUAAUGUGUUAAGCGACGUUGUCAAUCAAUCUCGUUCUGUUGCCUGUUUGAGAAAUCAUGUGAAGUGAUUCUAUGCAAAGAUUAUGGUUAAAUAUUUUGUUACUUGAGACUUUCCUUCAGUACAUAUACAUGAUUUGGCUAAGUAAUUGCCAAGAGAUGGCUGAAAGGACCAAUCUAAAUGGGUUUAGUCAAAUGAAUGCAUCUGUACUGAAUGGGUGGUCCCUAAAAACACUGUUGUUACCCUUUAUUGAAAACCUCUACAGAAUGCAGGUUCUGGCAAGUUAUGUUAUGGUUCUUGUUGUGAGGUUUCUGAUCCUAUGAGCACAUUUUCAUACCAUUAUUUCGGUUGACUUUCUCUUGCUAUUGUUACAGUUUGGAUUGUGGAGAUCGUCAUGGAUUCAGCAUGUUUCUGUUGUGAUCAUUGUCCCAACAUUGUAACUUAUUCCGCUCGGGGCAUCAUGAGACAUAUAGCUUACCUUGUCCAUUAUAUUGUAUCUCAAUCAUGUGAAAAAUGUUGUAUUGAAAAUCAUGGAAGCACAAUUGAACAACUGUUCAAUGUGCUUUGGCAGGGAGGGGAAAAGACAAUUUAAUACCAUUGCUAUUUCUGGUUGGUCACGAACCUUUUUGAGUAAGAUAACGUCACAUGCACUAAUCAAGUUAUCACGAAGCCUGUGUACAGUGUAUAUUAUGCUUGUUCAUAAUGACUCAUACUUAUCAAUAAAAAUUGAUGAAAGACA